Messenger RNA from Lecanosticta acicola, 1283 nucleotides. NCBI's taxonomy places the organism in Eukaryota, Fungi, Ascomycota, Dothideomycetes, Mycosphaerellales, Mycosphaerellaceae. The record is from the annotation of a GenBank genome assembly.
AUGGUCAAAGCAGGUACGUCCAUCGAGUACAGCUCCCCGCAGCGCUCAAUCACAACGUCAACACUCGUCCUCUGCUCAGUCCACACUGAAGGCGGUGUACGCUGACAAUCACGGAAUGCAGUCGUCGCAGGCGCCUCUGGCGGUAUCGGCCAGCCGCUUUCGCUCCUUCUCAAGGCCAGCCCGCUCAUCGACCACCUGUCCCUCUACGAUGUCGUCAACACUGCAGGUGUUACCGCCGACUUGUCCCACAUCUCCUCGGUCGCGCAGAUCGACGGAUACCUGCCUGAGAAUGGAGAGGGAAUCAAGAAGGCCUUCAAGGGCGCGGACAUUGUGAUCAUUCCAGCUGGAAUUCCACGUGAGUCGUACACCUUUCUUUCUGUUUUGGUUGCAGUGGUGGCAGAAGAGCAGCAGCAGCAGUAGCGGCGGAUAGAGACAUCAGUGGCAAGAGGCAAUUGGUAAGCGUGCACAUUUACUUACGGACACAGGCAAGCCUGGCAUGACCCGUGACGACCUCUUCAAGAUCAACGCUGGCAUUGUCAAGGGCCUCAUUGAGGGUGUCGCCCAGAACUGCCCAGAGGCCUACGUCUUGGUCAUCUCCAACCCAGUCAACAGCACCGUCCCAAUCGCCGCCGAGGUCCUCAAGGCCGCUGGCAAGUUCAACCCACAGAAGCUCUUCGGUGUCACCACGCUCGACGUCGUCCGCGCCGAGACCUUCGUCCAGGCCAUCACCGGUACCAAGGACCCGGCCAAGACCAAGAUCCCCGUGAUCGGCGGUCACUCUGGCGAGACUAUCGUUCCUCUCUUCUCGCAGGCCAAGCCAGCCGUCAACAUUCCAGAGGACAAGCUCGAGGCGCUCACCUACCGUAAGAUACAUCCCUUCACCCUGCUCUGAGCCUUGCUAACGACCAUUUGCAGGCGUCCAGUUUGGUGGUGACGAGGUCGUCAAGGCCAAGGACGGCGCGGGUUCCGCAACUCUCUCCAUGGCCUACGCCGGCUUCCGCUUCGCUGAGCAGGUCAUCAAGGCCCACAAGGGUGAGACCGGCAUCGUUGAGCCCACUUUCGUCUACCUCCCAGGUGUCCCCGGCGGCGACGAGAUCGUCAAGGAGACCGGUCUCGAGUACUUCUCUGUCCCAGUCGAGCUCGGCAAGGGCGGUGCACAGAAGGCGGAGAACAUCGUCAAGAGCGCGAACGACUUCGAGAAGAAGCUGCUACAGAAGUGCUACGAGGGUCUCAAGGGCAACAUCGAGAAGGGUAUCGAGUUCGCCAAGAACCAACCUCAGUAA